Notodromas monacha is the source of this 2834-nucleotide messenger RNA. The record is from the annotation of a GenBank genome assembly. Lineage: Eukaryota; Metazoa; Arthropoda; Ostracoda; Podocopida; Cyprididae.
AAAAUCCAAUUCCGCCUUUAUCCCCAUCAGCUCUUUCCCAUCGGUCACAGUAUAAAGUGAAGCUACGUUUUAUGCAACACAACACUUGAAAAUAUUCCCGCAGAGAAAUUUUAACCAGUAGGAAAAUGAUUAUCACUUGGUAAGAAUUAUUGAAGUCUCAAAACUUUGCCUUGAACAGGCAUUUCAAGAUUAUAAAAAAACGCGGGUAAACCUUCAAGUAAUCAAUAAUAUAAGCGGAGAGCGAAUAUCGGUGCUAAAUUUUUGGGCCCAAGAAGAAAUAUUCAAGAGGGAGAAAAAAUAGCAGCAUCUUCAAAUCGUUAUAUAAUGACACUGAUCGCUCAGAAACAAUCACUAAUCAUUCUAAAUGUAGCACAAACACACGCAAUCAACUAAGCUUUACGCUUACUAAGCUUUACAGCCAAUUCUAUAUACAGGACACACAAAUUUCACUCACCUUUUUCAAUAAGUCACGUAUUAAAACUGCGAAAACUAUAUGCACCGCAGUGUUUUAUUUUUCAAGUAAGUUUUAAUUAAUUUUAUUAAAUGUUGGGAGGCCAAAUUCCCCACCAAAAAGAAAUAAGCCAACGCUGUUCUUCUAUAUCCUUGCCGAAAAGUAUGGGUCCCAAAUUCGCGACGGUCAUCGUUUUGGCGAUAAUCGCCGUGACGGCGACAAGUGCGAGCGUUCUGGCAUCGAAAAACCAGCAGCCGAGUGAAGAAGAACAGGCACUCACUUGGCUUUCCAGUCUGGACGAAGAAUAUUCGUUGCAGUGCAAUGCGCAAAUGGUUGCCCGAUGGGACUACAUCGUCAACGUCACGGAUGAAACAGCUGCGAUCAGCACCCAAGCAAAUGAAGUUUACGCGACUUUCAAGAAAGACGCCUGGGAGCGAGUGACUGCAGCCUUUGAUGCCAACGGGCAAUUUCCCAAUUGGGAAUCCUACUCUGAUUCAGUGUUGGUCAGGAAAAUCAGGAAACUGAAAGACUCUGCCAAGGAUUCCAUCCUCACCGGAACCGACUUGACAAACUACUUGACCUUGCAAGCCGAAAUGGAAACCAUCUACGCAGCGGCCACCAUCUGUAAUUUGGACGGAACUGAAUGCGGUCUUGCCCUGGAACCUCGUUACCCGAGUGGAGACGCAAUGUGGGUCUCGCCGUACGACGAACCGUAUUUCCAGCAACAAAUUGCAGCAGUUUGGGAGGAAAUGAAACCUUGGUACAAGAAACUACACGCUUACGUCAGGAGACGAUUGGUCGAACAUUACGGGAGCGAUAAGGUUGAUCCGACUGGUCCCAUCCCGGCUCAACUUCUUGGAAACCCUUGGGCUCAGCAAUGGGGUAACAUUGCCGACCUGACUAUCCCUUAUCCUGACGCCUCCUCGGUUGAUGUAACAGCUGCCCUAAAUGAACAGGGUUACACAGUGGAACAAAUUUUCCGCACGUCGGAGGAAUUCUUCACGUCGCUGGGAUUGGAACCCAUGACUGACACCUUCUGGGAAAAAUCUAUGCUUGAGAAACCCGAAGGCAGAGAAGUUGUUUGCCACGCUUCGGCUGAAGAUUUCUGCCUUGGCCCUGGCAGCGAAGACUUCAGGCAAGAUCAAGAUGUGUACUGUCUAGUUGGUUCUGCUAAAGUAGUGCCAAGUGGUGCUUUACCCUGUGUAAGUCAUAAAGGAAACCCUUGGGCUCAGCAAUGGGGUAACAUUGCCGACCUGACUAUCCCUUAUCCUGACGCCUCCUCUGUUGAUGUAACAGCUGCCCUCAAUGAACAGGGUUACACAGUGGAACAAAUUUUCCGCACGUCGGAGGAAUUCUUCACGUCGCUGGGAUUAGAACCCAUGACUGACACCUUCUGGGAAAAAUCUAUGCUUGAGAAACCCGAAGGCAGAGAAGUUGUUUGCCACGCUUCGGCUGAAGAUUUCUGCCUUGGCCCUGGCAGCGAAGACUUCAGGAUCAAGAUGUGUACUGCGAUCAACCAAGACGAUUUCAUCACGGUUCACCACGAAAUGGGACACAUUCAGUAUUUCCAACAAUACAGGAACCAACCUUUCAUCUUCAGAGACGGAGCGAAUCCUGGUUUUCACGAGGCAAUCGGCGACACACUGGCUUUGUCAGUGGCUACACCAAAGCACCUGCAAACUAUCGGGUUAUUGACAAACUACCAAGAGAGUUUGGAGGCAGACAUCAACUACUUGUUGGCAAUGGCUUUGGACAAGAUCGCCUUCUUGCCGUUCGCAUACGUGAUGGACAGCUGGAGAUGGGACCUUUUCGGAAACGCAACCCAGGCAGAAGUAAUGAACGGACAUUGGUGGAACUUGAGGGAAACCAUUCAAGGGGUUUCACCUCCGGUUGAACGCACAGAAAACGAUUUCGACCCAGGUGCAAAAUACCACAUCCCCGCAAACGUUCCAUACGUCAGAUACUUCGUGAGCUUCAUAAUUCAAUUCCAAUUUUACGAGUCGUUGUGUCUCGCCGCUGGCGAAUACGACCCGAAUGAUCCCGCCAAGCCUCUGUACAAAUGCGAUUUCUAUCAAAACGCGGAAGCCGGACAACUGAUGGAAAACGCCCUGAAACUCGGCUAUUCGUUGCCGUGGACGGAGACCAUGGAGGCCAUUACUGGACAAAGAGAAAUGUCCGCAGCAUCUCUCCAGGCGUACUUCAAGCCUUUGGAAGAAUUCAUGGAUAACUAUUUGGCAGAGACUGGAGACUGCAUCGGCUGGGGAGAUGAAUGCCUCAAGACCAAGAACUAAUUUGUUGCGGUGCAAAAAGUUUGCGACGACGUCAAUUGAAAAUCUGUUCCGCGGUUGAACAAGCUGCAGAAUAAAUGCUUCAACUGGCAAGA